Trichophyton rubrum CBS 118892 is the source of this 435-nucleotide messenger RNA. RefSeq lists its product as uncharacterized. The coding region runs from base 1 to 435 and encodes 144 amino acids. NCBI's taxonomy places the organism in Eukaryota, Fungi, Ascomycota, Eurotiomycetes, Onygenales, Arthrodermataceae. The record is from RefSeq and is a predicted model, not a curated record. The transcript has a single exon.
AUGGUUAUGAGUAUACCGUGUGGUAUUACUGGUGCAGGAGCAGAAGAACAAGCAGGAGAGAAAGGAGGGGAGAAAGACAAAAGAGAGAGGGAGGAGUGGUUAUCAGGUGGUAUGUCGUCGGAAAUGGGCCUCUCUCUUACCGUCUCCUAUAUUACUAUGGGGUAUAAUAAGAGGCAUAGCAGGAUCCUCUCCAUCGUGGUCCUUGUGGGAUUGAGAUUUCUCUCUUCCCUGAUGAGGAAGCUUGCCGUCGAUUUAUACGGCGAACGAAAUGGCUGGACGGCUUACUGUCUCGUUAGCGAGAUGUUAGGCUGGAUAGGGCUAGUGUUCCAGCUUACCUCUAUGCUUAUAUUCCUCGGACUGAAACAAAACCUAGGCAUAUGUGUGAUGCGACUAUCGCAACGAUUUGUUAGUCUAACUUCUAGCCUCUGUAGAUAG